Sclerotinia sclerotiorum 1980 UF-70 is the source of this 2061-nucleotide messenger RNA. RefSeq lists its product as hypothetical. Gene Ontology annotation, molecular function: transcription coregulator activity. Lineage: Eukaryota; Fungi; Ascomycota; Leotiomycetes; Helotiales; Sclerotiniaceae. The record is from RefSeq and is a predicted model, not a curated record. The transcript has 2 exons. Gene Ontology annotation, cellular component: mediator complex. Gene Ontology annotation, biological process: regulation of transcription by RNA polymerase II. Bases 1 to 2061 code for a protein of 686 amino acids.
AUGGCGACUCCAACACCAGGAAAAUAUCCCGGUGUGGCAGCUACACCACCCGUUUCAACUCCAUUUUCUACAUCUCAUCUAGCAUUCUCUCCUCAUGGACCGCGUUCUGUUGUCCCAUCUCCUUCUCAAAUCAAGAAAUCUAGUCCAGCAGGAACUUCAAUGUCAAAUCAAGGAUAUAAUAUGGGGAUGGUGGGAUUUGAUAGUCCUUCUGCAGCAUUGGCGUUGGGGAUGGGUGCGGAUGUGGUAGGGGAUUUGGGAAUUGAUUUACAUGGGAUUGGAGGGUUGGGUGGAGGCCCGGGAAAGGAUGAGGAGGAGAAAAGGAGGAGGUUGAUGGCGUGUAUUGAGAUUUUGAAGCCAAAUAAAGGACGACUUAGUGAAGCUGGGCUCGAAAGAUUAGCACGAAGAGUAGGAUUAGAAUGUUUAUGGGAGGAUUCAAUGGGCGGCGCGAGCAAUGGGCGAACACUUAUUAUAGCAGGGAAUGCUCUCGCACUCGAUAUCGAUUUCGCAAAUAAUAUCGUACAGAAAGUUUCGCUAUCGUUUCCCGAUGCACCAGAAUCAGUAACAAAGCAUGAGAAGACAGCCUCAGAUAUUUUAUUGAAAGAUUUACAAUUCGAAGCUGGAGAGAGUCCGUUGACGAAGAUACUAGAUCGAUUCGCGGCAAAUUUGGAGAGGUUAACUAUGUUGGAUAAAUUAAGCGUUAUACCUGGACUUAAUUGUCAUGAGGCGGUUGCGGGGAUAUAUUGCAGUUUGCAUAAGCUAUAUAAUUGGGAGUUGAGCAGGUUGAGGGAGAAUGAUAUGCUAGGAAUGGGGGAUGAGGAAAUUGUGAGGGCGGCGAUGUGUAUCAGGAGUGGCAUACCAGUUAUGCAUUCAAGGAAAAGGUUAGGAUUAAGUCUGGAUUAUUGGCAAGAAAAACGACGAAUUCCAACAAAGGGAAGGGAAAAGAACAGGAAGACAUGGUCGUUAUUAGUCGAAGUCGCACCGUUACCUUCAUUGGUAGUGGGUGUAUAUACCCCUCUACGUGUAUCUGAUAAAUGGAUAUCAGACGAUAUUCAGAAAUCAGAUCCAGCAGUCGACGAGUUAUUCCAGGCAGCACAAUUGCGCCAAGGACCAAUUUUAGAUUGGUUGGAACCUGACAAUACUCUUUUACCGACAAAUUCUGAUAAUAAGGCGGAUGGCUUGGAUGUUGGAGCACAAAAAUUCCCAGAAGCAAUUUUUGUUGCGAAAUUUGAUCCGCCAAUUAUAGUACCUUACGCAAUCGCAAUGCAGAUAUAUCAAUCAACCCAAACACCCUUUGAUUUUUCAGAAAUCACAACGUUUGAUGGACUUAUGUUUCCGUUAAGUGCGGAGGAAGCAUUGAAGACUAGCGAAACACAAGCCAGAACUAUUAACAUUCAGAGGAAUGUCCCUGUUUGGGAUCGAGAAGGGAAGAAGAGGAUAGAGAAACAUAGUAACACGUUGUUUAUUGAGAAGAUUGAUUAUGGAAGGCAGGUAGAGGAGGUGUCAUUUAGUCAUCCAAGACAAUUGGUGGAAAUGUUGCCAUGUUUGAGACAGUUUGCUUUUUUGAGCACGAUUUUGAGGAAAAGUUUUGCGGCGGAAGAAAAUUCGAAAUUAAAAUCAAAGGAGAGAGAUUCAUCUAAAGUUGAUGCAGUCUCCAAGUCUCUAGAACCGGAAACCAUCAGUCCUCCAACUAAAAAACGGGAAUUUGAGGAUUUUAUGAAGGGUCUUACUGCAACGCCAACAUUAACUUCAAUACCAAAACAGGAGAAAGAAAAAAAGGAUAAAUCAAAACAUCUAGAUGUUUCAUUAACAUUAACUCCAAUCCCUAGAGUUCAAGUGGUAUUUGACUUUAAGAAAAGAAGCGCGAAUGUGGUUUUUGAAAUUCAAGGGAAUGGAGGCGUGGUGGUGGUGGAUGAGAAUGUUUUACGUGGGGUAACUUCGGAAGGGGAUGAUGUGGUAGGGAAGAGAAAGGAGAGGGUUUUUACGAGAGAUGAUUUGGGGAGGAUGUUGGAGGUUUGUGAGGAUUUGGGAAUUUGGGUUGAGUGGGUCAGGGGGAGGUUGUAG